AUGCCCGGUGAUGACAAGCCAUCAUCGGUCGACACCUUGAGAGCGCAUCAGCAGGCGGUUCAGAAGGCGUCUUCUGUCAUUCUCAUCGGAGGCGGCGCGGUGGGCGUCCAGAUGGCUACGGAUCUUAAGGAAAUUUACCCGGAGAAGGAGGUGAUUCUUGUGCAUUCACGAGAGCAUCUCAUGCCUCUUUACCACACCAAGUUGGAUGAGAUUAUCAAGGCUCGAUUCGAGGAGUUGGGAAUCAAGUUGAUCACCGGCUCCCGUGCUGUGAUUCCUCCUGGCGGUCUUGCCUCCCAGACUUUAGUCAAGCUGCAAGAUGGUCGUGAACUCUCAGCGGAUCUUAUCAUCCCCGCAACGGGGCAAACACCUAACAACCAGUUCCUCCAGGAUCUCAAGCAGACUGGCGACACCCUUCUUGUAAACCCUGCGAACGGCUUCAUCGAAGUGCGACCAACACUGCAAUUCCAAGACCCAGCAUACCCGCACAUGUUUGCUGCUGGUGAUAUUGCCGACUCUGGUGCGCACAAGGCUGCUCGGCCUGGCGCCGGACAAGCGAAGGUAGUCGCUCAGAACAUUCUGGCUAUGAUCAACGGCCAAGAGCCGACAGAGCACAUUAAAAAGAACUUUGUGUUCAGAAACCCCGAUGUUGCAGCUGGACAGACUGAGCCAGCAGUCGUGCCGCGAGAAGAGGGAACAGCAGACAUGAACAUUGAGGGCGUGUGGGAGCGAAGAGGUGUCCGUGUCACCGACCCCGGAGAGUAUCAUCUGUAA
Molecule: messenger RNA, 771 nt
Organism: Colletotrichum fioriniae
Lineage: Eukaryota; Fungi; Ascomycota; Sordariomycetes; Glomerellales; Glomerellaceae
Source: RefSeq, a predicted model, not a curated record